This is a messenger RNA of Desarmillaria tabescens, 327 nucleotides long. RefSeq names its product hydrophobin. The transcript is spliced from 4 exons. NCBI's taxonomy places the organism in Eukaryota, Fungi, Basidiomycota, Agaricomycetes, Agaricales, Physalacriaceae. Gene Ontology annotation, cellular component: fungal-type cell wall. The record is from RefSeq and is a predicted model, not a curated record. Gene Ontology annotation, molecular function: structural constituent of cell wall. The coding region runs from base 1 to 327 and encodes 108 amino acids.
AUGCGUCUCUCGUCUUUCACUCUCCUGGCUUUGCCUCUCCUUGCGACCGCCACUGCCAUUCCCCGAGAUGGUACGACUUGCACCUCUGGCACCGCGCAGUGCUGCUCGUCCAUUCAGAGUGCCACCUCCAAUCCUAUUCAAAGUCUUUUGGGUCUCCUCGGAAUCGCCCUUGGUGGCCUUGCUGGUGAUGUUGGUCUCACUUGCAGCCCAAUCACUGCUAUUGGUCUCGGCACCACUCAGUGCUCCAAUCAGGUUGUUUGCUGUCAGAAUAACAGCUUCAAUGGUCUCAUUGCUCUUGGGUGCAACCCCAUCAAUAUUGCUCUCUAA